AUGGCUCCUUCCAACCUUCCCGCCAUCUUCAACCCCACCCAGCAGGACAUUGAGAUGCUCCUGGCUGCUCAGUGCCAUCUCGGCAGCAAGAACCUCCAGGUUCACAUGGAGCCAUACCUGUGGAAGACCAGGCCCGACGGUGUCAACGUCUUGAACAUUGGCAAGACCUGGGAGAAGAUUGUCCUUGCUGCGCGCAUCAUCGUCGCCAUUGACAACCCGGCCGACAUCUGUGUCAUCUCUGCCCGUCCCUACGGUCAGCGUGCCGUCCUCAAGUUCGCAUCGCACACCGGUGCCGCCGCCAUCGCUGGUCGUUUCACCCCCGGUAACUUCACCAACUACAUCACCCGUUCCUUCAGGGAGCCCCGCCUGGUCAUUGUCACCGACCCCCGCACCGACGCCCAGGCCAUCAAGGAGGCUUCCUACGUCAACAUCCCCGUCAUUGCCCUCUGUGACGGAGACUCACCUACCGAGUACGUCGAUGUUGCCAUCCCCACCAACAACAAGGGUCGCCACGCUAUUGGUUUGAUCUGGUGGAUGCUUGCCCGUGAGGUCCUCCGUCUCCGCGGCACCCUCGCCAACCGCGAGACCGAGUGGGACGUCAUGACUGACUUGUACUUCUACCGCGACCCCGAGGCUGAGGAGAACAAGGACAGCACUGGUGUUGAGGAGGCCAAGGUCCCUGGUGCCGACGAGGUUGGCCCUGGUGCCGUCGCUGAUGGCUUCACUAGCGAGUGGGAGGUCUCCGGCGCAUCUGCUGGUGCUUUCACUGCCCAGGCCGCCGCUGCCCCCGGCACCAGCUGGGACGCUGACACCGCCGAUUGGGCUGCGUCUGGCGAUGCUCAGACUGGCAACGAGGGCUGGGGUGCUGAGACUGCUGCCCCUGCUACCACCACCCAGUGGUAG
Alternaria arborescens is the source of this 903-nucleotide messenger RNA. RefSeq names its product 40S ribosomal protein. The record is from RefSeq and is a predicted model, not a curated record. Gene Ontology annotation, cellular component: cytosolic small ribosomal subunit; ribosome; 90S preribosome. The transcript has 3 exons. Gene Ontology annotation, biological process: ribosomal small subunit assembly; cytoplasmic translation. Gene Ontology annotation, molecular function: structural constituent of ribosome. NCBI's taxonomy places the organism in Eukaryota, Fungi, Ascomycota, Dothideomycetes, Pleosporales, Pleosporaceae. The coding region runs from base 1 to 903 and encodes 300 amino acids.